CGACUUGAUUUGCUGAUGUAGUUUUAUUAUUGUGAAUGGUGUGACGAUGAUCAAUGGCACUGCCUAGUAACAGGCUCUCAAACCAUCCACCCUCCAGACUUGACUAAUGCAGUUCCAGAGACUCAGAUUAGUAGAAAAUAGCACUUCCCAACACAAUCACAAGUCACAAGACUAGUCUAUUUCUAGAGCAUUAAAUAUCCUGUUUUGAUUUGUGCUGGAUUGUCUUCAGCUGUCCUGGUUCAAGCUGAAACCAAUGAUGAGAAAGAUCGUGAAAAGGAAAAACAGAAGGACAGUCCUGUUAUUAUUUUCUUUAAAAUGGCAAGAUUGGCACAGAUGAAACAAGAUGAAGAGAAAGCUAUCACCUAUUUACACAAAGCCUUAACAGCAGCUGAUGAUGAAUUCAAACACAAUCGAAUGUCUGAAAAAGAUUAUAUUUACGCUAGGAUAAAUGUAUUCGAUAGUCUCGCAAAUAUUGCUUUGGCAAAAGGAGAGUACACAAAAGCAGAAAAAUUAUUUAAAGAGACUAUGAAGGGUUGCUUAGAAGUUGGAAUUACUAAAACAGAUAAUGCCAUGGUGGAAAUGUCGAUAAAGUUAGCAAGCAUAUAUGCCAUGCAAAAACGUGAGGACGAGGCUGUCAGGGGCUACGAAUUCUGUAUUGAGACACAGGACCUAAAAGUGAAAGAUCCUGAAUGUGACAUAGAUUCCCUAGCGUUAUUAGGAAUAGCUUUAGAAAGUUACGGUCGAUAUUUAUUAUACCAUAAAAAUUUAGAACAGUCCCUUGUAAUGUUGACACGAGCUGUUGAAGUUGCAAAAACAACUUUAGGAGAAAGUGGUAUGCAGACUUUAGUUUUGAUGAAUGAUUUAGCGACUGUUUAUAUUCUUAAGAAAGACUUUGAAAAAGCCGAGGCAUUAUUAAAACAGGCCAUAGAAACAGGAGAAAAAGUGGAAUCAACUCACUGUCCCGCUCUUUAUUGUAAUUUAGGCGCUGUUUAUUUACGUAAAUCUCAGCUGUCCGAUACAGAGUUAGCCUGUAAACAUGGCCUACAGUUAGCGAAGAAAUACACAGAUAAACUAGCCAUAGAACAAGCUAAGAUUUGCUUGAAGAAAGUCAAAGAAAUGAAAAAUAAGGGGUUUUGAUUACUGUAGAGAUGUAGGCCUAAUGAUUUAUAGUCUGUUAUAAUUAAAUUUGGUUAAAAAUGAUUUGGUUCUAUGUGGUGUUUUAUGUUUAAAUGUAUAUCAAUCCAAGAGAUCUGUUUAAGAUUUAAAUUUUAUGUUUUUGUAUGUUUACAACUUCAGUGACAUGUAAUCUGAAUGCCUGAAAAUAAUGGUUUUAGUUGUACAGACUAAAUGUCAGGCACAACUCAAAUGUUAGUACCUGAAAUUUUGAAAAUCAUUGUUAUAUAAACAGGCUUGGAAAUAACAGUUUUACAUGUACCUGACAAAAUGUCAGGCAUUAAUAAAAUAGUACCCGAGAUUUCCAACUUAGUGCCGGACAUGUAUUAAUGAUAUCAAUAAAACAGACAAAUCAGUGUCGAACAAAAUGACAGGCAUCAGAGAUAUUGUGCCCGACAAAGCCUGAUACUGUGCCUGACAUUGUCUGUGACAGGUGCCUUAUUUCCAGGCUUGGUUAUAAUCUGUGCUAGAGAACAUGGCUGAAACACUGUUGCACCCAGACCUGUCCUAUUUGAUUAAGGGCAUUAUUUGUUAAUUAUUAGAGAGUAUGUGGUGUAUAGUAAACAUGUUUUAGUUAAUUAUAUGAAAUAUGAUUUCAAUAUUCAGUAUUAGUAAGUAAUGAAAUAAGUAUAUACAUGACAUUAAUGCAAUAAUAUUAUAACCAAUCUGAUAAAAACACAGAUCCUAUUUCGUUUCAUUUUGUAUAGUUCAAAAUUUGGUUUUACUUGUCUUCACAACACUAGGAUCUGGAAGAGUUGUUAUAUAACUCGCUUUCUAGUUAAUUAGCCAAUGAAAUGUGCGAUGCAAGGAACUGUAGAUAAACCAAUAGAAACAUGAACGCUGGUUGAUUAAUUAAUGUCUGUCGUUAUAGGGUAGGUUAUAGAUGCAUGUAUAUAUAUUUGUAGGUUAUUGUAGAUUUACCCCACUAGAUUUUGUACGUUACUGUGAACUUUGUUGUGUUUAUCAUGUGAUCUCAUUUUUUACACUACUAAUAUAUUUAAAGAUGCAUUAUGUAAGAUUUAGAGAAAGAUCUGGCCGUCCUCGCUGUAAUAAUUCAAAAAUAGAUAAUUGAAAAUUUCAUUCAAAUUACUUUAUUCUUGGCAUUGUUACAUGUACAUGUAUGACUGUUUGAAGAUGUAGCGUAGAGAGUUCAGUGUCAUAGCAACGGUACUUGUUAACUGAGACUUAAGUCUCAAUUAUCCAUUUUAUUAUUAAAUUUUAAGAUCUGACGGGUGUUCAAAUCCGUAUAAAUCUUGGCCAUUGGAUAGUCUAAAGAGUUAAUUAUAGGCUUGUCAUUUAAAUUUAUAUAGCAUUUGAAGCCAAAAAAAAUGACCUGCAAUAGUCAGAUUUAGCUCUUACAUCAUGUAUCUUUAACACCUGUUGUUGGUACAUUCGAGAACUAAGUCAAUUUGGUUGUGCAUUAUGGAUGUAUAUCUUCUGGUUUGUAAUUUGAAUACAGAUAAAGGAUAGAUACAAUGUACCUGGUAUAUAUAACGAUAUGUGUCAAAAAUGAAUUUAACCCUUAUCACUUGUACCAUCGGAGACUUUCUGAAAUCACUACUAAUGAAUUUGUGCCAAUUGACCUGAUCUCCUCAACCCACCUGAAAAAAGACACCUUUAUUUCUUGCAAUCAGUUGGAGGUGACCAGACUGAUGAUCAUUAAACAGUAUUGUUACAUACGUAGAUAUAUUCACAACUUUACACUGUAAACCAGGUAUCGUUUAAUCUUGUGUAUCUAGCACUAAUUUCUUUCACAUUCGUUUAAUAUCCAAUCUUUGUUUAAAAAUUUGUAAAAACUGUUUAAAAUCACCAUAAAUCGUUUAAUUUGUACUUCUGUCCAGUUUAAAGCUGACCAUUCAAUUUUGAUAAUGAGUGUCCCAUUUACAAGUGUUUAAUUUCUCAAUCAUUGUUAGAAAAUAAACAACCCAAUUGAUUAAUGAUGUAUAAUGAUUAAUUUUUGAACCCUGAUCAGGAAAUUAAAUACUUGUAAAUUGUACACUCAUUAUCAAAAUUAAUCAC
Messenger RNA from Patella vulgata (common limpet), 3192 nucleotides. RefSeq names its product tetratricopeptide repeat protein 19, mitochondrial. Gene Ontology annotation, cellular component: mitochondrial inner membrane. Gene Ontology annotation, molecular function: protein binding. The record is from RefSeq and is a predicted model, not a curated record. The transcript has 2 exons. Bases 316 to 1137 code for a protein of 273 amino acids. NCBI's taxonomy places the organism in Eukaryota, Metazoa, Mollusca, Gastropoda, Patellidae. Gene Ontology annotation, biological process: mitochondrial respiratory chain complex III assembly.